Bombyx mandarina (wild silkworm) is the source of this 1978-nucleotide messenger RNA. Its product is annotated as sedoheptulokinase. Gene Ontology annotation, cellular component: cytosol. Lineage: Eukaryota; Metazoa; Arthropoda; Insecta; Lepidoptera; Bombycidae. Gene Ontology annotation, biological process: phosphorylation; glycerol metabolic process. Gene Ontology annotation, molecular function: sedoheptulokinase activity. The record is from RefSeq and is a predicted model, not a curated record.
AUAAUAGUUGCGGUGUGUUUAUUUGAAGCCAAUACGCCAGGCGUAUUGCGACCAGACUAGACUGAUCACCCACAAUCCACCCACUGCUCUCUUCAUGGUGCACAACAGCGGCGUCCGUCACUCUGUGAUUCGCUUAUUUACCGAUUGAUACCAAGUUGUGCACACGUAUCUCGGAUUUUUAUACUAUUAAACUUGAAUUAUUUUUUAUUUAUUAAUUUACAAUGGCUGAUAACAUGAAACAAUACAUUCUGGGAAUGGACAUUGGUACCACUUCAGUAAAAGUAUGCAUUUACGAUUAUCACACUAAAGAAGUGAUUGCUAAUCAAAACAAGGACACAGCAGCUAACAUACCGAGUGACCAGGGAAUUGAAGGCAAUAAGCAAGAUGUGCCAAAAAUAGUAUCAGCUGUUCACUUUUGUGUGUCGCGCCUUCCUCGCGAUCUGUUGAAGCAUGUCACAAAGAUUGGGAUUUGUGGACAAAUGCAUGGAGUUGUAUUGUGGAAAAACGAGGCUUGGGAAAAAAUAGAGAAAGAUGGUGUAGUCAUACGUUUUGAAGGUACUAGAGAAAAUAUGUCUGCUUUAUAUACAUGGCAAGAUACAAGAUGUAAACCAGAGUUUUUAGAGACACUGCCAAAACCAGAUUCUCAUUUAAAGUGUUACUCGGGGUAUGGAUGUGCAACUCUUUUAUGGAUGUUAAAACACAAACCAGAAAAACUAAAGCAAUUUAAGUAUGCCGCUACUGUGCAAGAUUUCAUAGUAACAAUGAUUUGUGACUUAGACACACCAAUUAUGUCUGACCAAAAUGCUGCUAGCUGGGGAUAUUUUAAUACAGAAAAAAAAGAAUGGAACCGAGACAUUUUACAGUCAAUCCAUUUCCCUGUAGAACUUUUGCCUAAAGUUGCCAAAAGUGGUGAGAUUGCUGGAAAAUUAAAUAUGUCUUGGAAUGGCAUUCCUGCUGGUACCCCAGUAGGAGUAGCACUUGGUGAUCUUCAAUGUUCAAUAAUUGCUACACUUGAAGAUUCACAAGAUGCUGUUCUGAAUAUUUCUACAUCAGCACAAUUAGCUUUCGUUGUGGAUAAAAUUUCAAACUUCAGCAGUAAUACUAUUGAGCAUUUACCAUAUAUUAAUGACACUUAUCUCGUUGUUGCUGCAUCCUUGAACGGUGGUAACGUGCUAGCGACCUUUGUGAAAAUGUUGCAGCAAUGGAUGCUUGAAUUUGGUUUUCCUAUACCACAGUCUAAAGUGUGGGAAAAAAUAAUUGCAUUGGGUUUGGAUGCGCAAGAAUUACCAACCAUGAAAAUCAAUCCUCUUUUACUUGGCGAACGGCAUGCUCCAACAAUGAAGGCAAUGGCUGAAAAUAUUGACCUAUCUAACAUUCAACUUGGGUCCGUCUUCAAAUCUCUCUGUGAUGGACUUAUUGAAAAUUUACACUGCAUGAUGCCAAAAGAAAUAUUACAAAGUGCAAACAUUAAAAGAAUCGUUGGCAAUGGUUCUGGCCUUUCCAGAAAUCCUGUGUUACAGAAGGCUGUAGAGCGUUUCUACAAUUUACCUCUAGAAUUUACAUCAGGAGGUGAUGCAGCAAAAGGAGCUGCCAUAGCAGUGAAAUUUUAAAUGUUAAAUGUGUUUUUUUUUUGUAUUAACUGACCACAAAAUUUUGCAGUUCAUUAUUAUGAUAGUAAAAGGAGCCUGCAGACACUUCAGUGUAUGUCUCUUCCCACAUACAGGUAAAAUAUAUCAUAAUGAUGGUGGUCUUCAAGUUUUGUUGUGUAUAAUAUUAUGGAAUUAAAUAUUAUUUAUUUCAUGUCUUUGUUAUUUAAUUCUUAUGCUAUUUAUACAAUAGUAUACUGUCUACUCUAGUGGCUUCUCUAAGCCACACCAUUGACAAUGAUUAUGGGGACAGUGACCACUUAUCUUCUGGUGGAUCUUAUACUAUGGCUAAGAAGUGAUAAUCUUCUACUAGCCUGAAUCUGGACAAAGCU